Messenger RNA from Zophobas morio, 660 nucleotides. Its product is annotated as zinc finger BED domain-containing protein 5-like. NCBI's taxonomy places the organism in Eukaryota, Metazoa, Arthropoda, Insecta, Coleoptera, Tenebrionidae. The record is from RefSeq and is a predicted model, not a curated record. The transcript has a single exon. The coding region runs from base 1 to 660 and encodes 219 amino acids.
AUGCAAUUGGAUGAAACAACAGAUGUUGCUGGAUUGGCGAUUUUGAUAGUUUUGGUCCGUUAUGUUUGGAAUUCUACCAUUGAAGAAGAUAUGCUUUUUUGCAAACCUCUAACCGAGAGAUCUACUGGUGAAAAAAUUUUCGAACUAUUAAAUAAAUAUAUGGAAGACCAUAGAUUAACUUGGGAUCUAUGUUCACAUAUUUGUACAGAUGGAGCAAAAGCAUUAUUGGCCUCAAACAAAGGGGUAGUCUCACGAAUAAAAGCAAUGGCUCCACACAUGCAACAUUCUCAUUGCUGCCUUCAUCGUUAUUAUGCACUCGUGGCAAAACGAAUACCAAAACUAUUAAAAGAUGUUUUGGAUGAAGUUGUGAAAAUUAUUAAUUUCAUUAAAUCUAAGGAAUUAAACUCAAGAUUAUUUACCUUGCUAUGUGAGGAAUUAUCUAGUAAUCAUAAACCCUUGCUUCUACAUGCAGAGGUGCGUUGGUUAUCGCGAGGGAAAAUCUUGAGCCGAUUUUUUGAAUUAAAAGAUGAAGUAAGGAUUUAUUUGAGUGAACGAAAAUCUGAGUAUGCCCAAAAAUUAAAUGAUCAAAACUGGUUACAAUUGGCAGCCUACCUGGCAGACAUUUUUGCAAUACUGAAUGAAAUUAAUAUAUCCCUUUAA